UAGUUCCACCAUAGCUGCUGGCUGCUAGUAGAUGGCAGUACAAUGACGAAUGUAGUUACCGACAUUGGUCUGACUGUGGUGGCCACUGUGCCUAGAGCACAGAUUUGACGGAUUACAGGUUAAUAGGUAAUCCGUGCUUCUGUAGCAGCCGAUGAAGUCACGUAGAAAUGACACUUGCGAUCAAGAACGUAUUUGAAUGAGAAUGGGGCAGAACUCUAGUGUUCCUACUGGUGUCCGAAGGGGAAGACGAAAAUCAUUUCGGGAGUCAUGGAGAUCGCCGUUUCCACGAAGAUCACAAACACAUCAAGGCUCUCUAAGUGCUACUUUCAAUUUUAUUGAUGUGGAUUUAAAGGUGGAUCAGUUGAAUGUUAACACAGCCAGUGAAGAAGAGUUAAUGACACUUCCAGGAAUUACCCGAAACAUUGCACAGAAUAUUGUUGAGUACCGUCAAGCUAUUGGAAGGUUUAAGAAAGUUGAGGAUUUGGCGCUUGUGUCAGGCAUUGGUGCUGUUAAACUAGAUCUUAUUAGACCAGAGAUAUGUGUCAGCCGUCGUAAAAAUGUCAGCUGUGCUUCUUCAAGAGCCCAGUCAUUAGACAGUUUACCAAGUACAGAAUCAAAUAACUAUGGCCGUAUUUAUCUUAAAGGCUCUCCACAUUCACAGAGUAGAACAGUAAAUAUAAAUACAGCAAAUGUCUUUGAAUUGAUGGUAGUGCCUGGAUUUAAUCAGGAGUUGGCAGCAAAUGUGGUCGACUACCGUGAAAGAAAGGGUCUAUUUCUUAAGGUAGAAGACUUGAUUAAGGUGAAAGGGAUGAACCAGUGGCGUCUGGGAACUUUGCGUCCUUAUUUAAUGGUAGAUUUUCCUCCUGAUGGUGCUCCAACUGGUAGCCUCAGUAAUGGUACUGUGAUAUCUACAGCAUCCCAAAAUUUAGCUCAAUCUGUUAUGAAUGGAAAAUUAUCUGGUGCCAGGAAAACACCUUCAUUCCCACUGAAAAGCAUGUCAGCUAAUGGUUUCUUACCAGGAAAAGACAUUUUUGAGCUCUUGUCAGCAUACUCUCAGCGUCCUAUUUUAGAGGACGAUUUUCUUGGAGAACGUAAUGGAAAAGCAGCUUUACGUAUUGCAACAUGGAAUCUACAUGACUUCACAUUAGAGAAAGUAGAAAAUCCGGGAGUUAAGGAAAUUGUAUGUCGAACAAUUCUUGAAAACAGCUUUUCUGUCAUUGCUGUCCAAGAAAUUGUAGAUGCUGCAUCUCUAAAACAGAUUUGUGAUGAAUUAAAUUUUCCAACACUGCGUCGAGUGAUAGACUGGAAAGACAAUGAAAGGGCGUGGAAGUUUGCAUUGCCACAAAAUUGUAAUGCAGAGUACAAGGGGUCUCUUGGUCUUGGCUUUUUGUAUGACUCCAGUUAUCAAGUGGAGUUAACUGCAAUGAAGGAACUUUGUGUGACAGGACCAGUGGACAGUAUUACACCAAAAGUUGAAGCAGUUCUUGCAACAUUUCAGGUGGAAGAUUUAAGAAUAUCACUGUUAAAUAUGUACAUACAGAAAAGUGAUAUUUACAGCCUGGAGAACAUACUUCAAGGCCAUGUGAAGCAGACAGAUAUGCUUAUAAUUCUUGGUGACUUCACUGGACUGUCACAAAACAAAGGAGAAAAUGAGAUAUCCAGGUUGCAGUAUAAAAGUGUCAUUCCAAUGUCUUCAAAUUCCCACAGCUGUAGCAGUGCUGCUCAGGAGUACCAUUACUCAGAUAACAUAUUCCUCAACUCAGAAACACAGUUGCAGUUUACAGGCGUGAGUGGCAUGGUUCGACAAGGUUUGAAUCACCUUGCUAUUCCUCGAGGCUGGAUGUGGGGGGGUCCAGCAAGCGAGCACUGUCCAGUGUGGUGUGAACUGUACACAGAACCAGUCCUAGCAGAGAAAGUUCUUCCAAAUGGAACACAUUAUUCAGAGUGAUAGUCUGCUAUGAAAUGAUGUUUGUUGGUUCUAGUGCAUUGCAUCCAGCUUCAAGCUAAGUAAGAAUGGACUGAUUGUUUGAAAUUGUAUAUUUCAGCAAGAAAAUUGACUUUAGGAUUCUUCCUUUGAAGCUGUGCAAAACACGUAUGUUGUACGUGAAACCUCGUUGUUAUUUAUGUGAUGAAGAAACUUCAUGCUGAUAGUAGAAAAUGAAUCAGUAGGAACAUUUUGCUGAAGAUUUUUCCAUGAAGUGUAAAUGAAAAAAUCAUUGGAAAUUCUCAGGUUAAUAGUAAUUGUUCGUUUGUUUUGAAACUUCCAGGAAUAUAUUUUGUCAGAUAUACCUAUUGCUUAAGAUUCAAGCAAUUACACAGUGUUUUACUGAAAAAAAACUGAUGAACUGAAUUAAAUGGAAUAGAAUUUUCCAGUCUGAAUUCUUUUAUCAAUUAAAUACUGUACUUAAUGCACUAGAACAAUGAACAUUGAAAAUAUUUAAUUUUAAGCUGAAGUGUAAAGUGUUGAAUUUAUAAUUGUAUGGGAGGUGAUUAGAAAUUAUGACUUUGCAAACAGUAGGGUAAGAUGAAACAAGAGGUUCCACAGAAACUUUGAAACUUCAGCAUUUUUUAUGUUUACUCAUGGAACAUAUACCCCUAUGCAGUUACAGGAAGUGUCACAAAACUAAAUUAUUACACAUAUCAAUAAUGACAGUUUUUGUUAUAGGUAGUAGAAAGUUCUGUUAGUUGUAAAUUUUAUAUUAUAUGUUUUUGGCAGUAUAUUUGUAUAAAAUGGGAAACAAUCCCAUUUCUUUUGAUAAUGGUUCGUUUCAAGUUUGUUGCAUGUUCAUGUAUAUAUAAACAAAUAUAAUGAGAAUUUUCGUUGUACUUGUAAAGGGAAGUAAGAGUAUGAUAACAGUAACUAACCGAGAAAAAUUAGAGUAGGAAGUGAAACUGGCAUUUUGUUUUUAUUUUGAGGUUUUCCAAUACUGCUACAAGUUAGAGAAGUGUCUGUUUUCAUGUUAAAUUCUGUUAAACAUUGUAUUCUCUGUUUUUCAGGUUUACUUAUGCAUCUUUUGGUUUAAUCUAGUAAAGAACAUAUUUAUGUUUUAAUUUACUGAACAUAGGCAUGUAAUUAUUAAAAUUUGGAAUAAUGUUAUAUAUUUUGAGCAUAAUUGCAACAAAUGUCACUCUCACUAACUGGACAGAGAUACUAAAAUGAAAAUGCAUUAUCAUACCUCAGUUGGUUGCUUGAUGUGUAUAGAUUUCAUCUUUGGUCAUCCUCUACAGCAGAGUCAUCAAUCACAUAUUGUCUGUCUUCUGUGUUAUAACUUUAAUAUUGUUGUGCCAACACAAUAGAACAGAUUUAUAAAUACCAAUUCAUUUUCAGAAAGUGAAAACUACUGAGGUUUAACUACAAAUUUGUAAGAUGUAAAUAAAUUUUUAACAAUAAUUAGUCAUUACUGUUUCCAGUUCUUCAUUCUCAAGUCGUCCUUCCAGUUGAUGAUACAUGAGUAUAUAAUAAAUAAAGUGUUGUUGAAAAUGCUAGUAAUCUUAGUUGUUACAAGAAAAUAUCAGUUUCUCUUUCUUUAUACUUUUUUUUUACAUUUGCUAACAACUUAAAAGUUUAGAAAAAUGUUCCUAUUAGCUCCAAUCAGACAAAAAUUUUGGGCACUUUACAUAGAGACCUACAUAUGUUUUUGUGUGUAGAAGUGAUUGGGUGGGGGAAUCCCUAGCUAGCCACAUGGGGGAAUGAUAAUAACUUACUGAGGUUUUUUGCUGGCUGCCUUUUUGUUUAAUGCAGUUUGAAUACCCACCAAAAGCCCAGCAUAUGGGUCUCUAGUAAGUUAAAGGUUUCACAGAUCUUACACUUGUUAUUUUUGUCUGCUGUAUCUGUAAUUCAUAUAUCAGUUUGUAAUGCAGACAGUAUGAUAACUGUAUGAGAGACGGAAUGUACAGAAUUUAUAUACAGUUUAAAAUAUCCUAAAAGUAUUUUGUGCCAUGACAAUAAUGUUUAUUUGAUCCAUCACUGUGGUUUUGUUGCAACAUACAGUAUAAGGCAUGUUACUCUAUGGUUGUAAAAUGUUACAGUGUAGGUAAGAGAGGGGUGAAGAUCAUUUGCUAACAAGAAAUACUGAAGUUUGUUGAAUAUUGUUACUUUAAUUUAUAUUGUGAGUUGGUUUCUAAUUUCUGAGGGUGUUGAGAACAAGGUGCUUAGGAGAAUACUUGAACGUAUAAGGAAGAAGGGACAGGAGUGUAAAGAAUAUUGUAUAAUGAGGAACUCCACAACUUGUACUUUUUGCCAAAUGUCAUCAGGAAAAUGAGAUGGGUAGGGCAUGUAGAGCAUGUGGGAAAGAUGAGAAAUGCCCACAAAAUAUUGUUUGGGGAGACUGGAAGGAAGAGGUUACUUGGAGGACCUGGGUAUAAAUGGGAUGUUAUCACACUGUUAGGCUGUCAAGAAGGCCUUUGCUGUUUGGAAUCAUGUAAUUUAGUUAUGCUUUAUCUGUAUGUUCACAAUUAUAUUGUAUCAUUGAUCUUUUUGUUAGUAAGUAGUCUUUCCCUGUGUGUAAUACACAUAUGAAUACAGUGAAGCAUCUUUGUUACUAUUUUAAUUGUCAUUAUGACCUGUUACAGGGUCUCCCUGUGCGGGCUGUAAUACAGUGCUGAUGGUUCAUCACUUUUCAUGAUAUUAAGCUUUGAGUAUUAUCCUGAUUUUGAUUCAAAAUUAAUCUUUCAAUUUUCUUUUGGAUUAUGUAAAUCACGUCCUUCUGUUUGUGAAUAUUUAUACAUAAUGUAUGAUCUUCAUUAUGCCCAUAGGAAUCUUUAACACUAAUUACUUUCACAAUCGUGUUUGUUGGAACAUUUACAAUGAGAAUGGUAAUAAAUGAUACAAUAAGCUAAAAACUAAAUCAGAAAUUUUAAAAUGUACAGUAACCUUAGACCUUGCUAUGGGCAGAGCUGAAAUCACAAAUGUAUGUAUCUUAGAAGAUAAAAUGUUAUAUUGAUGAAGUUGUUUCACAUUGUUUAUAUUUUUAAUACUUUAUAAUGAAUUUUGUUUGGUAUUUUGUUAUAGUUAAGUAUGCACUCUUCAGAAUAAUUAAAUUAAGGACUUUGGGCAAUAACCUGCUGUACCACAUUUUAUAUUUUAAUGACACAUUGGUAAAAUACAGAGCAGUUUAUUUCUUUUUCAACCUAAUUACUGCUUUUUAGUAGAAUGAGGUGCAUACUGUUAGGCAGUUUCUUUCAUAAAACUACAAGAUACUGCAUUGAGUAAGUGAAGUAUCUAUCAACACCCAAAAAUAAUUUUCAGUAAAAUCCCUUUCUUUACCUGUUGUCAGCAGUACCUACUAUAAAUGGUAUCCUCCAACAUUCAGGCACAAUUUGUAUUGACAUCACAAAUUCUGUGAUAUAUUUAAGUUCACCUUCCAUUAUUUUUAGAAUUACAGUCUAAACUUUGAUCUGUAAAACCUCCAGAAUGUGUUUAUUAUUUUUGGUCACUGUCUUUACAAGUUUCUCUGGAGAUAAUCAUUAACAUUGAGAUCCAUGAAACAUGAUGGUCAGUCUUCACGUAGAUUUGUUCAUCAAAAUCAGUCCAUACUGCUGACAUUGCUUUUUUUGCAAUGUGUGUUGGUGCAUUGCCCUGGUUCAAAUACAUGUGACUAAUUUUGUUCAAGAUGAAAACAUUGUUUAGUACAGUAUUUUGCCAUAGAUGAACAAAGUACUAGUGAAUGUUCACACCUGACUGGUCACAAAAAUAAAUGCUGAACAAUUUAUGGAAAUUAACUGUGUUCUUCUUUAUAGGAUUUGAGAUUCUAAUGGUGGUGAGUACAAAGAUGGCUGUCUUCUGGGUUAUAGUGCCUUGAAGUCUGGUAGAAGUUCACCAAUGUUUCAGAGGUCCUUGUUGUCUCCAUCAUCAGAGCACAUUAUCACAAUGAGUAAACUUCUUGCAGAUUACAUGGUGUGUAACCCAGAAGACAGCUAUAUUUGUGCACUUCUUAUUUUUGGUGGCAGUCUGUGCAUGAUUCAUUACAUGCAUACUGCUUAUUGGCAAAGAAACUGCUUGUGCAAGAUGCUCUACUCUGUAUUUAUAAGAAAAUUAAUGUCACAUUUACAGAUAAAUAGUCUGUGAUAUAAUUAUGAAUAAGUUAUACAUAACUGUUUUAUGUAAAUUAAAUAUUGGAAAUUUUAAUGUGGUAUAAGGCAUGCUAUUUCCCAUAGAUACCAAAGGUAUGUUUCUCUUUAAAUUAUGUCGAGUUAAUUUUAGAAUUUUACUCACAUUUGUUUAUUGUUUUAGUGAUAUGCAUAGUUCCUGGUUUAUAUAUAUAUAUUACUUUUCAUGACGUUUCUUUGCUUAUUGAUUUUUAUAACUCUUAAAUCACACUUUGCAUCACAUUGUCUUUAAAGGACAGAACUCAUACACACAGUAUUUACCUCUAAGAGAAUGCAUCACCAUCACAAAUGUAUAUUAAUAAUCUUAGGUAAGUUCUUACUUGUUACUCUGAGAACUAAAAGAGACCUAAACACAGGCACUGAAUGACACACAGUUAUAAAUAUAAGAACAAGUUGUUUGUGUGUGUGUGUGUGUGUAUAGUUAAGUACUAACAAAAUUUUGUGUACUUUAAAAAGUGUUCAUGACAGACACACACACACACACACACGUACCCCAUAUAUAUGAGCACCAGGAUCUGAACUUUAUGGGUGUCUUGAUUUUAUAUAUUUUAUUACUUCAUUCAAUAUUAUAUCACAUUCAAAUGAUGUAAAACAGAAGAUAUUAUACUAUAUCUGUCACAUGUAGCAUAUUUGCUCAUGUAAUAGCCAUAAGGAAUUGUAAAAAACAUUGGUUUAACAUUUACAUGUACUAUGUGAUUUCUUUCAUAAGCUGUUGGAAAGGAAGCAUUUUUUGAUGUUUUGUGAGGAUGUGCCAUCUUGUCAUUUGUUUCUUUGUAAUGCAAAAUUUUGAUCCUAAAGGUUUUCACUAAUGAAUGGUUGCAUUUCAUAAUUUUGCAUACUUAAGAGCUGGUAUAAGUAGUAACUGUAAUACAGUGCAUUACUAGCUUUUAUGUAAGCAUUACAUUUUUCCAAAAUGUUUAUUAAAGUGCGGGAUAAGCAUGGCUAAUACAAGAGCUUAAUAUAUUACAGUUGUCUUCCAACACCUCAUCUUCAUUCAAAGUAGAGUCCAUAUUUCACGUGUCCAAGGGAACCAGAAUUUCAGUUGCACAGUUAUAAUGCCACAUUUGUAAUAUUUGGAUUGUUAUUUAUAUCAUUACUUUAUGUACAUAUAGUAAAAUCCAUUUAUCAUCUACAUAUAUCAUAAUAUAUUUUGUGCACAUUUUAAAUGAUAUAUUUUUUUCAUUCCUGACAAAUAUAGACCUUUUUAAUUAUGAAGAAUUUUAAAAUUGUAAAUAUUAUGAACAGAAAGCUUAUUUUACCCAACUCUGUUUUAAUAUAGAGUGUGAAUGGUUUAUUUUUAUUUCUUCAGGUGAUGCUAAAGUUGGUAAUGGUGCUUGAGAAUUGGAGCACAAUGGACAAUAAAUGUUAUGUGUGUAUCCAAGGUCCAUUCUUCUUAGAAUUUUCUGACUCAUUCUGAGUUUGCUGUGCCUAUAUUGUGUAUUUAUGUUUCAGUUAGGAAUGGGAUAUGGUACAGAGCUAAUGCAGGUAGAAUGUGAACUUAGUGUUCAUGGAACAUUCCCUGAUAUUCUUGUGUAAAUAUUGCUAGAUAAUCAUUAGGUAUAUGAAAGCAGUACACCUGUAGAUGUUUAGAAAACAGCACAAAGUGGGAGAAUGAAUAACAUACAAAAAUAUUAAAGAAUUACACAUUAUUAUACUUAAUGGGAUGUAUUGUUAUCUUAAGUAUAAAAUUAAUUUUCCACCAAGUAUUUUCAAUGGUUGAGUGUGUGAAGAGAAAAUAUAUCUGUUUGAUUUUCUAAGAUAUAUUUUAGCUAGAAAUGAAAUGAAAAUUGGCUUUCAGCCAAGAAUUUGAAAGGGUUGAUUUUUUAAAGAGAAAAUGUAUGUUUGAUUGUCCAAGAUAUAUUUAGCUACAAACAAACAUUUUUAAACAAAUUAGUUGUUGCUGUAUUUCUGUUCAAAGUAUAUUAGCAGCCAUGUAUACAAUGCAAGAUCAAUUUGCAAGAAUGUACAAAAUUUAAAAAAAUUAGUAACUAUAGUAAACAGUUAUAAUACCUGAAAACUGUGUAUGCAUAUAAUUGCAGCACACCAAUUUUUAAAGAAAAUAAAAGUUUAGUUUACUGUUUUAUACAUUAUUGAACUGCCUAUAACGUAGUAUGAAAAUAAUUAAAUUUAAUGUUGCGUUCUUGAAGUCUUCAUCAUAAUUUUGACGAAGUUAGAAAAACAUUUAAUAACUUAUCAUGGGCUACCACUCUUCCUCUCAUUCUAGUGUCCAUUUGCCUACUUUUGCAUAUAUACAAAUUGAUGUUUCAUAGUCUGGUUGGCUGAAAAUCUAAACUUGUGUCUCUGGUACUGUUUACAUAAACAUCAUGUGUAUAUAUGUUUUGAACCAAGUUUAGUUUUUUAAUUCUUUGCUUUUGCCUUAAAAAUGGUCCCAGUAACUGACAUGCCAGCUGAUCUUUCCUGGUGGAACCACUCUGAAGAGGGCAUUCUCCAAAGUUUGUUUUCUGCAUUCUGCACUCAUUUCCAUUUCAGUGGUCUUCCAUCACAUAAAACUAGUUUAUUUUUCAAAAGCUGUACUCCGUUGAGAAAGUUUGUCCAUAUUGCCCACCUGUUUCACAUUUUGAUGAAACGUCAACUUCACAGUUUUUGCGUUCAAGUCUAAUCUAUUCAAUUUCAUUUCCAUGAUUGAUACUGAACACUUACAUACUUCAGGACAUAAUAACAGAAUCUUUCAAUUCCUUGUUUGAUACAGCAGGCAGACCAGUAUAUUUUAUGAGUGAAAUUAUACUCAGAUGAUAUCAUGUGGUGUACGGUUUUCAUUUGCCAGUGCAGAUUAUCAGACUGAGCUGUAAAUAGCCUUAGAAGUGAAAUUUAAAGUACAUUUUACACAAAAUAUAUGUGGAAAAAAUGAAGACAAGUUAGGAAUCACACAUUGUAGUAAAUUUGUACAGUUUUUGUUACAUAUUACAAUAAGAAAUUGAUGGAGACAUGUGUUUAUCAUAAUGAAGCUCAUUAUAGGACAUGUUUCAUUAUGGUUACAUUGUACUUAUAUUUUUCUUUUCUUUUCAACUCUCCAUUAUUUUAUAGCAAACAGAAAAUGAGUCUGUUUGUAAUAAAAAAUAAUAAACUUUUUUCAAUUCACAUUUAUGAGAUUUGAAAAUUCUUUCUGCACUGUUAUGCAAAUUAUCACAAAGGGAAAUUUUAUACAGUAAGUAUGAUUAUAGAAAAGUAAAUAUUCUUGUCUGAUAGAGAAAGGAAAAGCUAAAUCCAGAUACUUUGUUUCAUUUUAUCGCAGGUGUGUGUUCAUUCACUUCAAUAAACCGUAUCAUAAAGUACUUUUGAAACAAACAUUUUUGUUAUAGAAACUUCGGUCUUGAUUAUUUUCUUACCAUUAGUAGGGUGCUGUUGCAUAGCAGACUGUGUGACAUGAAGCAUUGUGAAGCUUGUUACUAUCGUUGUACAAAGGAGUGUCUACUGACAGAAAAUACAAAAAUGUUUGUUUAUGAAUUAUGUCUUGAAUGGUAAUAAAUGUUCCAUUUCUAGUGCCAAUAUUGAGUACUUCUUAAUUUGGUAAAAGUAAAUAUUGGUUAAAAUAAUAUUACCCACUUGACUUCCAUACUAAUGGCAAGACAUAAAGAAUAAAAAAUAAUAUAUAUUCAUGUCAGUUACAGUGUGUGAUAUCCAUUGUUAACAUAAUUGUAGGAUGUUGAAUAUAAUGAUAUGUUUGAUUAUAAAAAUAUUUUGCUUUAUA
This is a messenger RNA of Zootermopsis nevadensis, 9817 nucleotides long. The record is from RefSeq and is a predicted model, not a curated record. NCBI's taxonomy places the organism in Eukaryota, Metazoa, Arthropoda, Insecta, Blattodea, Termopsidae.